Molecule: messenger RNA, 3955 nt
Organism: Melitaea cinxia (Glanville fritillary)
Lineage: Eukaryota; Metazoa; Arthropoda; Insecta; Lepidoptera; Nymphalidae
Product: cilia- and flagella-associated protein 65-like
Exons: 27
Coding region: 1-3906 (1301 amino acids)
Source: RefSeq, a predicted model, not a curated record
AUGCAAGAAUUUUCAGCCGAAAGUAUAUCCGAACAUAAAUUAGUAAACUUUAAUAAUAUACCCAUUGAUACGGUUUCAGAAAGAAAUAUGUCCAUCCAAAAUGUAGCAGAUCAUAGUAUAACGUAUCGUGUUUCAUUGAUGAACACAAUCAAUAGUAUAGACCAAGUUUUUAAAGUGUUCAUUACGUCAACUCCUGUAAAGCCCUUUGAAUGGGCUGAGAUAAAAAUUUUGUUCAAACCUAAAACAGUGGGGCAAUCUUAUACGGAAUAUUACAUAAUAGAAGAUACAGCAGAAAAUGCUUGCAGAUUAACUGUUACGGGAAAGUGCUUUGGUCCUAAGGUAUAUCUUAAUAAGAAACAGAUUGUUUUUGAUAUAGUUAAAAAUAAAAGUGAGCAAAGACAGGAAACAAUAAAUAUAAUUAAUAGAUCAUCUGUAGAUGCCACGUACCAGUGGUUCUUACCUGUUGGUGGACAAGGAUUCUUUCAAAUUUCAACUGGUAAUUGCGGAGUUAUUCGCGCAUUUGAAAAUAUAACAACCACUGUAACAUUUUCUGGAGUUGCGCUUGGAUCUUAUACGGCGGAACUAGUUUGCUUAGUCCUUAAUCAGGAACCUUUGUACCUUAACGUAAUAGGCACUAUCACACUAUCUGGUACUCCAAUAUACAAGGCACAUAAUCAUAUUUUUGAAAAAUAUUGGAAACGAAAAAGCCGGUCCGCUCAUUUAAUGGAGAACAGCUUGAACCGUUUAAGCUACAUACCAUCGGCAUCAGUAUUCGACAGAUAUUUGGAUUUUGGUACUGGAAGUGCUACAAAUUUGACGAUGAAUAUAUCAAAGACGUUGUGCGUUACGAAUCAUGGGCAGGUUAAUGGAUGCAUACAAUGGUUGCCAGACCCCGAUAAUGUAUUUAAUAUCGACCCUGUAACUUGUGAGAUUCCGCCCAAUGAAUCAAGAUUAUUCACAGUUAGGUUUAGGCCAAGCACGGACGAUGAUGUUUUUAGUUACUUGCUAUGUGGCGACUAUCAGCAUAAGAUAUACGAUGACGAUAAUUCUGAUGUAAUAAAUUUAAAACACACGUUGUUUAGAAUUCCUUGUGUUGGUAAUACUUGGUCUCCUUGUACAGAAUGGAGAACAGAAUGGAAUUGUCCGACUGAGAUUGUUUUACCUCCAACAGUUCCAACUAGAACAGCUUUUAGUAAUUUUCUUUUAUCCAAUAAAUUGGAUGUACCUAUGCAUUUUAAGAUGGAUCCACCAGAGAAUACUAAUUUUGUCGUUUUGCCCAUGUGUGGUAUUGUGGCAGGACGUGGAUGGCAGAUAAUAACGGUUGCUUUCGAACCUAUAUCAUAUGGUGAAUAUUGUGAAUGUUGGGACCUAAUUAUAAACAGAAAUCAAAAAGCUCGUGUCAGCUUCUCAGGAAGUGCAGAGAUAAGUCAAGUAGAAAUGAUGUCCCACGGUUACAAUCCAGAUACGCACGCGAUGUAUGAGUUCCAGCCAACCAUAACUGGGUGCACUAAUUAUUGCACUGCCUACUUACAUAAUAUGACUAGAAUGGAAAUACACAUGAGGGUUCUAAACAAUGUAUCGUGGUUGGGAGCAGAUAAUUGCGGCACUUUAAUAUUAUCACCAAAAGAAAUAGUUCGCUACCAUUGGUGGUUCUUUCCUAAAGAACCGAAUAAAGUCUACAAAACCACUGUCACGUGUUCUUUUGUUUGUUUAAUUGAUGGAAAACCAGUUGGAGAGCCAACUGAGGUAUUCACCCAGAUAAAUGGGUUUUCAGAGUUACCAGAUUUAAGGGUCUUGCCGAAAACUUUAAAUAUUCACGAUAUAGUCGUUGGUGAAAAGGUCACGUUUAGUAUCACAUUAUAUAACUAUGGGUCGUGUUACUUUACGUCGAAAUUAUAUCAUGUCAUCGACGGAAUGGGAGACGAUUUUAAAGGAGAUAAGUUUGAAAUUGAUUCGUCCAUUAAUAGUCUGAAGCCUUCGAAUCACUGUGAAGUGAAACUAACAGUAACGGCAGAUGGAGCUGGUUCUAGACAGAUAGACAUAAAAUAUACUGUUCUAUUCCGUACUGAAUACGAAGAAGUGGAAGAGAUACAACCAAUCAAAAAAACAAUUUGUAUCAUUUGGUAUGAUGGCAUAUACCCAACUAUCAAAGUAAAACGUACAAUAUCGAUUAAGUGUCCCCUAAUUCUGAGCAAUCACUGCGUGUGGAACAUAACUAAUGUUGAAGAAUUUAAUAAAGGUCUUCAAGAAUGUCGUCAAAACAGACCAUUAAACAUUAAUUUGCAUGCUCCUGAUCUUUGCGUUCGACCUGAUGAUGUUGAGUUUGCUUUCGUACUGGGUUGUUUGUAUUCAGUGCCUGUUCCAUUCAGCUUUCGUAGGGAGAAAAUAUGCGAUUGCGAAAUGGUUGAAGUCCAAGUUGGUAUAUCAACGUAUGAGAUGAGACACACGUGUGUGCACAGGCCUUUAGUUGAAUUAUUUCCUAUGAAUGGAAUUGUUUCGCCCAAUAAUCCUGUACUGUUGCAUAUAAAAUUUAGAUAUUUAUACGAAGGACGGAACGCGCUUUGUUUUAUAAUGACAAUGCCUAACCAAAGAACUUUAAACAUUUUUAUAAAUAUAAAUAUAGUAAGGAGUUCGAAAGGAGUUCUGACUGCUUUAAGAAGAUUGACAUUUCAGGAAGAUUAUUUAACUAUUUUGGAUUGUGGAAGAGUACCGAUUAAUAAUUUGGAUCCUGUAAUAAGAAUUUUAUGGCUUUACAAUCCGACGGAAGUUUUUACAACAUGGCGUCUUUUGCGAGGGAACGCAACUAGCCUCGACACGGUUAUACGUUGCCUGCAAUACUUUGCUGAAGUACCGCCAAUGGAGAAAUUGGCUGUACCCUUCGCUUUCAUGCCAACAGAAAUGAUUGAUUACGAAUUCGUGUUCUAUUGUUCUUUUGGAUAUGAUAUUCUGAAAAUUCUCGUCAAAGGACAAGGAGGGUUACCAAACUGUAUAGAAACCAGGCUUGACAUCCCAUCGUACGUAGAGAAAAACAUUCGAUCUAUGUACAGAAAUGACGUUGUCUAUCUAUCUAAAGAACAUUUGACGAUACCAAUAAUGCCGACACACUCACUUUCAAGGGACAUAAUAGCUAUUAAUAAUGACACCGAUCAUGUUGUGAGAUUUAUUUGGUUGCCAGAACGUAUCGCAAAUAUUGUCAAUGUCGUUAUGACGCCAUGGUGGGGAGUCAUUCAGCCAAAGAGUACGGAAUGGAUUACAUUAACCGUCUAUUCUCUCCAGGAACCUGCGACAUUUACAACAACGGUUACUUGCGAAAUUUUGGAUUUGACUGAACGCAAACGCUAUCAAAAAAAUGAGUUACUAAGAAGAAAUAAGACAGAAAAAUGUAAUCAAGAAUUCGUUUUGACUGAAAAAGGACUAUUCCAUCCUGACAUAAAUGACUGUCCGCCGUAUGUGUUGGAUAUAAAAAAACCUCAACCUUCGUAUUUGGCUAUGACCCUCUCGAUAUCAUCAAAGGGUCAACGAGAUGGGUACACGAGAAUGUUGUUGAAACAAAUGUGGGAACAGCCCCCGCCAUAUGAUUUGUUUUCGUCAGACUUGAAUAGUUACGGUGAUCAAGUAGAAAUUUCUACUGGCAAUAAUAUGACAACAGAGGAUGUAAUAUCAAUCAUUGAUGGUAUUUUAUGGGAUGCUUUGCAUAGCAAAAUGUUUAGAACUCACAUCGAGUUUUACGCCAAGGAGAACAUACCGACUUAUGAGCAUUUAAUCAAAGUUAUGGCCAGUGAUACAAAACCUAAAUUUAGUAGACGAGUGACAUCAGGAAUAUGUGACGCUAUAGUCAAUAAGGCAGUAUUUCAUGUAUACAACUUGAAAACCAAGCACGAGAUGACAAUGUUGGAAGCUGAAUAGAUAACGAUAUAAUUUCAUUCAUUUAUUUCUAAAUAAAAUAAAAUAAAAA